AGCUUUUAGAACAGGAGAAGUACUCCUUAAAAAGGAAGCUUGAUGCAUUAGAAGGAGAAUAUGACAGCCGAGUUGCCGAGCUCCAAGUGGACUUAACCGAGCUUCGAAAGGAGCUGCAGAAACAUCAGAAUCUACUCAAAUUCACGGAGAAAGAGAAGAAGCAGGUAGUUCAGGAGCUACAAGAUCAGAAUGAGCGACUAACCGAGGCCUUAAAACAGGCCAACAAGUCAGAAGGACAGUUGUCCAACCAAGUGAAGUGUCUGCGCCAACAGUUUAACCUUCGUAGGUCCAGUCUAACUGAUCACGUGGUUCAACUAGAAGAACUCAGAGAAGAGAUAGAUAUGUUAAUAGAAAAGAAAGCUGAUCUAGAACGUCGGACAAGAGAAGUUAUAGAAGAAAAGGAAGGACUGAGUGUUUCAUUAGAGGAGUCGAGCGAUCGGAUAUCGGUGCUAGAGAGACACAAGGAGGAACAGGAUCAAAUGAUCCGAAGCCAGAAGAGAGAUCUAGAAGAACUUAGACAGGCAAAUAGUGAGCUCCAGUUCAAGCUGGACAGUGUUCUUAGGCGGAAUAGUUCCCUUAGUUUUGGCCAAACGUCCAUCUUUACAGAAAUAGAAAUGUUUUCGAGUUCGUCAGUUGACGAAGAAUUAAGAUCCCUUAACGCAAAUCACAAUGGUAGAAACAGGCCAUUCUCGCAUUCAAGUUCCUCCAUGGGUUUUCAUGGAGAUCUUGACGAAAAUGAAUUGGAGUGUGACGACACUGAAAUAUCCCCGUUCACAGGUGUCUUACCGAACGAGUCAGAAGAAAACUGGAGGUUUCGACAAGAACUGGUUGACAUCUACAAUCAUCUUCGAAGACUCUGUGAAGACCUAAAGAGAAGGAAGGACAGUACCUUCAGCGGGGUCCCUUUUUCUCCAGAUGACAUUAAAGCUCACCAUAUUAGGGUGGGCAUGAUCUCAGAUAUUCUACAAGAAUUACGGCUUCUGAUGCAGGAACUUUUGAACAACCACACAGAUUCAUCUUGUAUGGCAUGCCAAACAGUUAAAUACGAUCAAGAUAUGGUCGAGAAGAUUCAAAAAGAUCUUGCGGAAAAAGCAGAAGAACUGAAGAGAAAAUCAGAGAAAAUAUCAGAAUUAACAACUAAAAUAACUGUACAGGAAGCUGAGCUAGCUGCUUUGAAAGAAGAAAGAGACCAUCUCCUAGAUGAUGUUGGGAACACCAAAAUGGCCAAAGAUGAAGUAGUGAAGAAGGCAUGGGAAGUUCGAGACAAAGCCGUAGCCAGGAAAAAUGCUGUAGAAAUAGAGCUGGCUAAGACUAGAAUAGACGUGAUGCACAUUAACAGCCAGUUAAUGGAAGCAAUCCAGCAGAAAGUCGAGCUGUCUCAACAGCUUGAUCAAUGGCAGGUUGACAUGCAGGCUUUACUGGAGGAACAAUUGAAAUCCAAGCUUCAUAAUCAAGAACAAGAGGAAAAGGAAAAACACUAUCAGUCAAAAGUUUCAGGACAACAAAAAAACAACAAGGGCAAACUGUUCUGGUUGUGGAGGUGACCCACCUUGUUUUUAUAAAGCAAAGGGUGUAAUGAUUUGGGCUUCCAGGUUAGCUGGAAUGUAAAUAUGUGUAUAUAUAUGUAUAUCUCUUUGUAUUGCUAUUUGUCAGUCCAUAGCCAGAAAAUGUCAAGCAGAAUAGUAUUAAUUUACAGAAUUGUAGAAACAUACCACAACAGCAAACUGACAUCAAAUCACUUCAUCUUUAGCUCUUUAUUUGGAGGUUGCUUAAAAUAACUGAAUUAUUCAAGAUUAGAUAGAGGCCUACACCAUAGUAUAUCUACUGUUUAAUAAGUCCAAAAUGUGAUGAAGCAUCUUGUUAAGGCCUGAACAAGUUCAAUGUUUCACCAAUGCAGAUGUUUUAUGCAACAUCAAAUUUUUUGUAUUGCAUAAAAAUAACACUUUUAGCUGCCAUACAUCCAGCCAGGCUUAUGAGUUCUGGUAUUGAAUAAAAGGCCUCUCAUGUAGUGGCAUGUGACUAAAAGAAAUUGAUCUGGAAUGUUAAUUUCAUGCAUACCUGAUUACCAACAGACACAGAAGCUUUUUCAUUCUCAUGUGGUUUUAUACAGUAGCAUCAAAUGGCUGAUGUCCAUUCACAAGUUUCUACAACUAAUUUAUUUUUAUAUUUACAUACUUAUUAGUACUUUUUUGAACUAAACAAGUACAACCUUUGACCUGUUAUAUCUAAAAUUGCAGACUUAAAGUGAGCAUUAAACAGUAUUUCUAUUUUGUGUUAAACAGCUGGUAUUAACUGUGAGAAAUAUGGCUGUUGUAAAAAAGAAACUCUGCGAUAAUUUUACUUAAUGUAUAAGAAUUGGUUCUUAUGUACAGUAGUGAUUCCAGGUUCAGCCUGAGAUUAUACUUAUUAUGUUAGUGUAACACUAACACUUUGUUAUUGGAAUA
Messenger RNA from Limulus polyphemus (Atlantic horseshoe crab), 2444 nucleotides. RefSeq names its product bicaudal D-related protein homolog. The transcript has 10 exons. The record is from RefSeq and is a predicted model, not a curated record. NCBI's taxonomy places the organism in Eukaryota, Metazoa, Arthropoda, Merostomata, Xiphosura, Limulidae. The coding region runs from base 342 to 1544 and encodes 400 amino acids.